Molecule: messenger RNA, 2127 nt
Organism: Harpegnathos saltator (Jerdon's jumping ant)
Lineage: Eukaryota; Metazoa; Arthropoda; Insecta; Hymenoptera; Formicidae
Exons: 2
Coding region: 1-2127 (708 amino acids)
Source: RefSeq, a predicted model, not a curated record
AUGCAAGCUCUUGAGGCUUUGAGACGUCCAAUUUCACAAUGGGACAACUUAAUGGUACACAUUUUAAGCAUUAAACUCGACGCCCGUUCAAUGCACGAAUGGCAAGGCUCAUUAACCAAUGAUGAAUUGCCAACGAUAAAGCAAUUUUUAGAAUUUGUUACGCAUCGCUGUGAUACAUUAGAAGCUAGCGGGAGGCUUAAUCUAGGGUCUUCAAAAGAAGCAAAUAUGAAUGGGCAAUCGAAGCUAAAAAGUCGAGCUGCCUAUGUCGCGGCGGUUAAGGAGAAAUGUAAUCACUGCCGGGGCAAACAUUCAAUUUAUUAUUGUGAACGGUUUUUAGCACUCACGGUGCCUCAGAGAAUAGCCGCGAUUCGCAAGGGCAAGAUUUGCGUAAACUGCUUGCGCUCCAUCAUGCAUAAUUCGGCCAAAUGUACAUCGGGUACUUGCCGUAUUUGCAAGCAAAAGCACAACACACUGCUUCAUUUCAAAAACUCCGAUUCGGACCAGCAGGGUGAUGAAGAGAAACCUGACAAAGAGACUUCUCGGAUAAUCUCUUUCGCGGCUUCAGCUGCGCAAUGCGGUGAUUUGUUCAGCGGUAAGAAUGUUCUAUUGUCCACGGCCAGCGUGUUAGUGGUUGACGCCGGGGGUUCAACUAGAACGUGUCGGGUAUUACUCGACUGUGGAUCGCAGGCAAAUUUUGUAACGCGAAGGUUCGUUGCAGCGCUCGGUAUCAAAACAAUAUCGUCAACCAUUUCAAUAUCUGGCAUAGGUAACACUAUUACCAAGGCAAACCAGGUUGCGACGAUACAACUGCAAUCGCGCAUAGGCACAUUCAGCACAGUAAUUAACUGCAUCGUUACAGAGCAAGUAACGGACAGACUUCCCGCCUUCACAAUGAGGCGAAACGCGUUUGACAUUCCACGAAAUAUAAAGUUAGCCGACCCUCAAUUUCACGUAUCCUCGGAUAUCGACAUUUUGGUUGGAGCCGAAUUAUUUUGGCAGCUCAUCUGCGUAGGACGUAUUUCGCCCUUUUUACGGCACCUGACGUUACAAAAGACACAUUUUGGAUGGAUUCUGGCGGGAUAUUUUAAGCAACCGUCCGGCAACACGAAUCGGGUACAGACCUUUCAUUUAUCGGUUACAAAUGAACAAUUACAUAACGAGUUGAGGCAACUUUGGCAACUGGAAGAAGUUAAAAGCGAGAACAAUUAUAGCAGGGAUAAAGCUGUUUGCGAGCAACAUUUUGUGGAUAACAUUAAGAGGAACGCUCAAGGUAGAUUUAUUGUUACUUUACCGUUUAAAGAAGGGAAGGUUGACAAGAUUGGAGAUUCGCGUGAUAUCGCGUUGAAACGGUUGCAUGGUUUGGAGAAACGACUUAGUCGUGAUCCCGAAUUAAGAGCUCAAUACGCGCAAUUUAUGGAUAAAUAUUUAGAACUGCGCCACAUGACUCCUAUAAAGGACGCGAGUAGGGCGCGAACAGACUCUUAUUAUUUUCCGCAUCAUUGCAUUGUUAAAUCGGCAGAGUUUAAAUUCCGCGCAGUUUUUGACGCAUUCAGUAAAAGCGAUACCGGCGUGUCAUUGAACGAUACUCUUUUGAUUGGCCCGGUCGUGCAGCAAGACUUAAUGAUGAUACUUAUGCGGUUUAGAAUGUUUUUAUACGUGAUUACAGCGGAUAUUAUUAAGAUGUGCCUGAAGUAUUUAGCGGAUGCUUAUCAAGAAAAAUACCCUAUCGGUUCCGUACGCGUCAAACGGGAUUUUUAUGUGGACGACUUGCUCACGGGGGCAGACACGAUAUUUGAAACAAAAACUGCCCACGAUGAAAUUAUUGCGAUAUUGCAAUUAGGAGCGUUGAAACUCCGUAAAUGGGCAUCCAAUCAUCCAGAGUUGUUGAAAUCUCUCAAUGAUGCAAGCGAAAAAAUAGUUACUAUUAACGAUGGUGCGGAUUUUUCCGUGCUAGGGGUUCAAUGGAAUCAGGAAAAGGACUUUUUGCACUUUUUAUACAAACCGGAUGAAACUCACCGGGUCACUUCAAAGCGUGCCAUUAUGUCGGAAGCAUUUAAAAUAUUUGAUCCGUUGGGUCUUUUGGGCCCGAUUAUGGUCUUGGCUAAACUUAUUAUACAAGAAUUGUAG